Cordyceps fumosorosea ARSEF 2679 is the source of this 780-nucleotide messenger RNA. Its product is annotated as Fungal chitosanase. The record is from RefSeq and is a predicted model, not a curated record. NCBI's taxonomy places the organism in Eukaryota, Fungi, Ascomycota, Sordariomycetes, Hypocreales, Cordycipitaceae. The transcript is spliced from 3 exons. The coding region runs from base 1 to 780 and encodes 259 amino acids. Gene Ontology annotation, molecular function: chitosanase activity.
AUGCUCGUCAAGUCCCUAGCCCCCCUCGCCGCUCUCAGCAGCGUCGCCGCCGCCGCCGGCCCCGUCCGCGCAUCCAUCCCGACCAACGUCGACGGCGCCAAGUACAACAAGCCCGACGCCGGCCCUUCCGGCGCCUGGUUCGCCGGCGACGCCACGCUACCCGUCGCCAAGAUCGCCGCCGCCGCCGCCCGGAUGACCAAGACGCCCAGGGACGCCACCUACAUCCUCAGCAACGACAACCACAACAAGGCGACCAUCCACAGCGACUGGGCCAAGCUGUCCAAGGGCAACGAUGAUGGUCAAGAAGAUACCAACUUUGGAGCCCUGGCGGCCUACGAGGUGCCCUACGUCGUCAUCCCCGACAAGUUCCAGAGCGAGCAUCAGAACGAGCUCGCCGGCAACAACGUCGUCGCCGUCAUCUGGUGCGCAGGUCACCCUUCCCCCCCAGGCCGCCCGAGUUCCUCUACUAACACGAACGCGCUUCUCCGCAACCCCAGCAACGGAAAGCUAUACUACGGCGUCUUUGGCGACACCGACGGCGACACGCCGCAGGAGAUUGGCGAGGCUUCCUGGCUGAUGGCCAACACCUGCUUCCCCGGCCAGGGCCUCAACGGCGGCCAGGGCCACACCGACGCCGACGUCACCUACAUCUUCUUCACGGGCGACGACUCCGUCCUGCCGAGCAGCGCCAUCGGCAAAAACUACCUCACCAACUUCCAGGCCCUCAAGACCCAGGGCGACAGGCUGGUGAGGGACCUCGUCCCCAGCCUGAACCUGUAA